AUGGCUUUACUCAAUAUUGCAUUGUCAUACCUGGUCCUGACUUCUGCUCUUGUGCAAGGCCAAGACGAUCUUGGACUCAGUAAUGGUUACACCACUUUCGAUGUCGGCAGCCUUACAGGCGAUAUAGUCAAAAGCUCACAGACGCUCGCCUCACUGAAUUCGACUGAAAACAAGUUCGACUUUCUUCCUUCAGAUCGACUCGCACAAUUAGCAUUCAAUGGCGCCCACCACCUUGGCGACAUUACACUUCGAUACCGCACCUCAAGCGGUGGUGCAUGGACAAGUGUCGACUCCGCGAGCGCACGAAAGCCAGUUACACCUCUAAACAUCACCAGUCAGGACGUUGUUGCUGCUGCCGACUUGACACCCACUUUGCCAAACAGACUUCCAGUCAAAAUUACAAGAGAAUGGCUGCAGUAUAAGGAUGAUUUCGCUGUACGCUUCAACAUCACAAACAAUGGUAAUGGAAGUGUGGAGUUGGGAAGUCUCGGAUUGCCGGUGAGCAUCAACAAUAUCUUCACUGAAAGACCCGCCGAAGAGACGCAGGAAAAGUGCACCUUCGCCGACCCUUACAUUGGUCUAGAUGCAGGUUACGUGCGUGUUUCACACCUAGAAGGUACCGGCAAUGCUUUGGUUAUCACACCUAUUGCAGCGGCGAAACUUGAGGCCUGGAGGUUCCUUGGCGAACCGGAGGGUAACUUCAGCUACCAGUCGCAAACUUUUGAAGGCAACUACGAGUGGCAGAUCCAUAGCCUUGCUUAUGCGCAGGAAGAAUGGAACAGCAGCACACCUUGGAACGAGGCAACCUCCAAGAUCCUACAGUCUGGGGAGGUGUACUCAGUCGGACUGCGCUUCUCAGUGGCAGAGAACAUCCAGACGAUUGAGGAUGCUGUCGUCAAGGCUGGGUCUCCACUUGCAGUGGGCAUCCCAGGAUACGUCGUCCCAGCUGAUUCCGUAUCACGACUGUACCUUAACCACACCUCGCCCGUGAAGAGCAUCGACGCUGGAGGUAACUUCAUCAUCUCUGAGCUGUCCUCGCCAGCACCAGCGUACAAGCUGACCCCGGUGGCUUCUGCAUGGGGAAGAGUGCGAGUCACAAUCUCCUACGAGGACGGCAAGACUCAAACGGUCCACUACAAGAUUACCAAGACCGCGCCCUCAGCGCUUGCCGAUAUGGGCCACUUCUUUUCAACCGCAGCCUACUUCAACGAUACCUCUGAUCCGUUCAAUCGCGCACCCUCCAUCAUGACCUACGAUCGUGAAGUUAACAAGAUCGUCGAACAGGACUCGCGAGUGUGGUUUGCUGGCAUAAGUGACGAGGCUGGCACUGGAGCAUACCUAGCCACCGCCAUGAAACAAUUUACCCAACCGAAUGCGGAGGAACUUUCAGUCGUGGACGACUUCGUGCACAAGACCGUUGUUGGUACGCUACAACAGAACGAUUCCUUUAGUGUGAUCGCAAGUGCUUUCUACUACGAGCCAGGUACCGUCAAUUACACAUAUGAAAGCUCGUUCGACUGGACUUCGUGGACGUCUUGGAACCGUGAACGAGCCUACACGACACGUCGAGCCUAUAACUACAUCCAUCCUGUUGCGACUUACUGGUCGCUUUACCGAACGGCAAGGAACUACCCUGACACAAAGCUCCGAGCUGAGUGGUCCUGGUAUCUCAGCCGCGCGUUCAAUACCACACAGUACUGUUUGUCGAAUGAGGGCGCGAACUGCGACUACGCACUUGUCGGACUCAUGGGCGAAUGGGUACUCGGUGAGCUUCUCAAAGACCUCAAGCGAGAAAGCAUGACCGACGAAGCCUCGGCUCUCGAAGCCUCGAUGCGCUACCGUGCCAAUCUCUGGGAGACCCAAAUGGUUCCCUUUGGCAGUGAGAUGGCAUGGGACAGCACUGGCCAGGAAGGCGUUUACUUCUGGACCGACUACUUCAAUCUCCCUAACACGCCCUCAAAAGCUAUUAACAGUAUUCUCGCCUACAUGCCUACUGUUGCGCACUGGGGCUGGAAUGGCAACGCACGCCGUUACUGGGACUUUAUCUAUGGCGCCAAGAUCCGUCAGAUCGAGCGUCAGAUCCAUCAAUACGGCUCUGGCUUAAACUCGCUGCCUAUGCUACAUUCAUAUGAGAAGAGCCCGAAAGACAAUCUCUACGCCCUUCGCAUUGGAUUCGCAGGCAACACAGCACCACUGACCAACAUCGACGAGGGCGGCUUCGCGUCAGCAGCCUUCCACUCGUUCCCCGAACUGCUGAAGUGGGACCCAUUCUCUGGUGACUACGGUCUGGGGUUCUUGGGUCUGAGUCUGGGACAAUGUGUCUACAUUGUCAAGGACGACAGGUUUGGCGUGCAAGCUUUUGGUGGCGACAUCGACGAGGCGCGCUCUACUGCCACAUUGACUGUGGUUGCGCCCAAAGAUGCGAUCAGGAGACGUGUGUUUGUUGCUGAACUAGGACUGAAGGUCGAAAUCAGCGCUGGGGCUAUUGAGGAGGUUGUGUACGACGAGGAAUCGCAGAGCCUGAAGCUCACGCUCGCCCCAGCUGUUUUGGACAGUGCGCUACAGGCCAAAUCCGCUAUUGUCUGGUUGGAGCAGCCUGGCUCGGACGAAGUGGGCUUUACGGUUGCAGGAGUGGAGCAGGAACGAGGUGGCUUUGUAGUCAGUCUCGCGAGUGGAAGCGCAAGCGUGGACAUCACCAAGUUGUAG
Ascochyta rabiei is the source of this 2706-nucleotide messenger RNA. RefSeq lists its product as uncharacterized. The record is from RefSeq and is a predicted model, not a curated record. The transcript has a single exon. Lineage: Eukaryota; Fungi; Ascomycota; Dothideomycetes; Pleosporales; Didymellaceae. Bases 1 to 2706 code for a protein of 901 amino acids.